Messenger RNA from Prorocentrum cordatum, 639 nucleotides. Lineage: Eukaryota; Dinophyceae; Prorocentrales; Prorocentraceae. The record is from the annotation of a GenBank genome assembly.
AGGAGCUCUUCGGGAAGAGCGUGUGGGAGGUGGUCUCGAAGAAGAACAAGCUGCGGGUGACAGGCUGCCUGAGGUGGAAGGGUGACGGCUACGAGACGCUGGGCCUCGCGAUCUACAGGCUGCAGCAGCACGUCCUGCAGGUGGUGUACCUGGGCGUCGCCGCGCCCCAGCGCGGGCAGGGCGUGGGACGUUCCCUCGUGCGUGCGGUCCGGGAGGUGGCCAAGGCGGACCAGCUCUGCCUGUCGAUCGCGGUGCUGCUACCCACACCGGCGGCCGAGGCCCCCCGCGGCGGGGACGCCGCCGCGGCCGCCGAGGGCUCGUCGCUGCCCUUCUGGCGAGCGGUGGGCUUCCGGCGCUGCGAGCCGAAGGGGCUCCUCGCGGGGCAGGUCUGCCUCAAGAUCGAGGUGCGCAAGUUCGGCAAGCGCCAGCGACGCCAGACGGAGAAGAGCGCCCAGCCCGCGGCGGGCCACUCGGCCGGCGGCCACGAGCUCCUGUCGUGGCGGGAGGUGCUCGCCACGGCGCCCAAGGCCGCCGCCGCCACGGCCGAGCCCGCCCCUCUCCUGCGCCUGCCGCCCCCGGCGCCGCGGGCCCCGCCGCCCUACGAGGCUGCGGCGGCGGCGCAUAGCGCCGGGCCCGUGG